CGUUGAACCGGUUUAUGUUGUGAUUGUGCUGUCUCAGUAUGUGAAUUUAGCUAUUUAACUUACUUGUUUUCUUAACAUAGCAUCUUUGCAUGGCUGUCACUUUUUCCGUCAGUGCAGUGGAUCAACUAGUCUAAUUACGAAGGUGUCUUGGGGGCUUGAUGCUGUCCAUUCCUGUCCUGACCUGUGCCAAGUGUCGGUAUGGAUGAAGAGACCCUCGAGGCAGCCAUCUCCACCUACGGUGCCCAGUUGCAGCAGGUGGAGACAGCCCUGUCAGCUGGCCUGGACCCCUCCCAGCAGUCAGACCUGCUCAAACUGAAAGAUGACCUUUGUCAGCUGAUAGAGCUCACAGAGGCCAGCCUGGUGUCUGUCAAAAAGAGUCGGCUUCUGGCCAGCCUCGAGGACAGUAAUGGACUACAGUCAAACACCUCGGAGGCAGAAGCUGACACAAAUAGUAAAAACGUCAGUUUAGCCUCUGAGUUUGCUGCUUUCUACUCUGAACUCGGAGAGUCUUCAGGCAGCAGCUCUGAUACCAGAGAGAGGGACAAGGAGGAGGAAGGUGUGGUAGAGGAUGGUGAAGAGGAGGAGGAGGACGAAGAGGAAGAAGAUGCACUCAGUGGUACCAAAGUAAGAGCGCCCUACCGGACAAAAUGGGGGACUCUGGAGUAUCACAAUGCCAUGGUGGUGGGGGCAGAACCGCCAGAUGGAGAAGAGGCGCAAGUACGAGUGCUGUAUGUCUACCCCACCCAGAAGUCUAUGAAACCCUGUCCGUUCUACCUAGAGGACAAAUGCCGCUUCCCGGAUAAUUGCAGGUUUUCCCACGGUGAAGUGGUGUACGUGUCGGAGCUCAGACAGUUCCUUGAGUGUGACCUCAGUAAUCUUGAAGAGGGCUCGUCCUGCUUGGCUCGACAUGAGGAUGGCAUCUGGUACCCAGCCAAAAUCAAAGAAAUCGACAGCGGUUUCUACACUGUGAAGUUUGACUCGCUGCUGCUAAAAGAUGUUGUGGUCGAGGCCGACUGCAUUAUCCCGCCUUUAAGGGAAGACGACUCCCUCUCCUCUGACUCCGACCUGGACGACACCAGAGAUGGAGAUGAUGUGGCUUAUGCAAAAGUUAUGGACUCUGCUGAAGAACCCACAGAAACAUUAAACAAUGCAAGUUUUGGUGGCUGGGAGGCACAUACCAGAGGCAUCGGAUCCAAGCUUAUGCUCAAAAUGGGUUAUGAAUAUGGGAAAGGCUUGGGAAAGAUGCAGGAGGGUCGAGUAGAGCCCGUCAUGGCAGUGGUCCUACCCAAAGGUAAGUCUCUGGACCAGUGUGCCGAGCUCACCCAGAGACGCACCCAGAGCAAGGCCGCUAAGGAUGGCACCCAGACAGGCCGGCCAAAGAGACGCAGAAAGCCUAAGAGCGCCACCGGAGGGCGCCAUACCGUCUUUGACUUUCUCAACCACAAGUUGGGAGGCAAGGGCACCGAUCCUGCUGAGGGGGGUGCUGCUGCGCCUUCAGCAGCAGCUGGCUUGGAGGCUUACAGGGGAGGAAAAGGCACCAAGAGGAGUCUGAAUGUAAAGCUGUUCCAGGCUGCUGAGAGGGUGUCCCAGACUGAGAGGGAAAUCCAGAAACUGAGUGAGUCACUCGGCAGACAAACAGGAAGGGAUGCAUCCAGAGUGAAGCAGCUGGAAGAGAAGCUGUCAGCGGCCCGCCGGCUGCUGGCCCAGCAGAAAGCCCAGGAGCUGUCCAUCCAGAGAGAGCACAGGAAGGCUGACACACACAAGAAGAUGACUGAGUUCUGAGCUCAGUUCCCUCAAAGACUCGGAGGAUAAAGGAAGCACUGCUUACCUGAAGUGAACUUUUGUCCCUUGCCUGUUGUCAGUUAUUUGCUACACUGGUUUUUAAAGACAUUUUUUAGCAUCAUAGAUUUGUGCUGGCGGUGGGGCCCACUUAAUGCAGAACGGAUCAUUUGCUGAAGAUCAUUUCUGCUUCUCAUUUUGUUUCCAAGAACCGAGCAGUUUAUUUUGUGGUAACAGCUGUUUGCUUUCCAAUUGUUAUGUUUCACAAUGAUGUUACAAACAACAUUUUAUUUGCGAGGAAAAUUUUGUCUCAGCGUAUUUGUCUUUAUCAGCACUAAAAUCCCUGUUUUUACUACUGUGCAUUUCCCCGUCUUUUCCAACACACACGUUUCCACAGCUAAACUCCAGUGUAAAGAAAUGUUUCUCUACCACAGAAUCUUUAAUGUGCUCUUUGUUACACAGCACUCCUCUGCAGGAGUCUUCAGUUAUUCUGGCCAGAGGCUGCCUCAGUAUUCCUU
Chelmon rostratus (copperband butterflyfish) is the source of this 2297-nucleotide messenger RNA. RefSeq names its product zinc finger, CCCH-type with G patch domain (gene zgpat). The coding region runs from base 199 to 1782 and encodes 527 amino acids. The record is from RefSeq and is a predicted model, not a curated record. The transcript has 7 exons. Gene Ontology annotation, molecular function: RNA polymerase II cis-regulatory region sequence-specific DNA binding; metal ion binding; DNA-binding transcription factor activity, RNA polymerase II-specific. Gene Ontology annotation, biological process: regulation of transcription by RNA polymerase II; negative regulation of DNA-templated transcription. Gene Ontology annotation, cellular component: nucleus. NCBI's taxonomy places the organism in Eukaryota, Metazoa, Chordata, Actinopteri, Chaetodontiformes, Chaetodontidae.